Messenger RNA from Vanrija pseudolonga, 1449 nucleotides. RefSeq lists its product as uncharacterized. The coding region runs from base 115 to 1185 and encodes 356 amino acids. Gene Ontology annotation, cellular component: membrane. The record is from RefSeq and is a predicted model, not a curated record. Lineage: Eukaryota; Fungi; Basidiomycota; Tremellomycetes; Trichosporonales; Trichosporonaceae. The transcript is spliced from 8 exons.
CAUUGCUCCAUCUCUACAUCCCAACCCUCCCUCGCCAUCCACCAGAUCAAGGUGCUUUGUGGGAUCCAUCAAGCUCAGAGACUGCAGCAGACAACCGGACAGCAACGCUACAACAUGUCCACAACAGCAUUCUCUGGCGCGCUCUCCCAGAAGCGCAAGGGCGAGAUUGUCGAGAUUGCCCAGGCCCUCAGCAUUGACACGACCGACGGCAAGCUCGUCGAGCUCCGCGAGCGCGUCCAGGAGAAGCUCGACACCGAGUCGGACUCGCUCAAGGCCGACCCGCGCUUCAAGGGCCUCUACCAGCGCCGCCCGCGCACCCAGGCCUCGGACUCGGACCCAGGAGCCGAGACCCCCGGCCCCGAGGCCAAGACGCCCGCCAGCCGCGUCCGCAAGUCCAUCAACAAGACGCUCGAGAAGAUUGUUGAUGCCGCCAACAUUCCCCUCCCCGACUCUCCUCUAUCCGUUAGCAAGUCCAAGGCCAAGGCUGCGGCCGACCAGGCCCUCACUCUUGUCGAGAAUGACGCCGAUGACGCGCUCGCUGUGAUUAAGACUUACACAAAGUCGGUCGUCAAGUUUGUCGACGGCCGCAAGGUUGCUGUCGAGGGUGUUGUCCGCGAGGCUCGCGAGAUCCUCUCGACCCCGCACGGCAUCCUCGCCGCGGCCAUUGGCAUCGAGGAGGCGUUCCUCUACCACUCGGUGACCCCGUUCAACAGGUACACGGUCGUCUUCCCCCCGAGCACGACCGACCGGGGUUCUAUUGCCCAGCUCCUGCGCACCGUCUUCUUCUGGUUCCCCCGCGUGUCGUGGACCUACUGGCUCCCCACCCUCCACUCGUUUGGCCGCGACUCGGACUUUUGGCCCGCCCUUGCGUGGUGGUUCUUCGCCACGAUCCUCCCACCCCUCGCCCUCUCCACUGUUGUCAGCUUUGUGCCGCAGAAGGGUGUGCACCGUGGAGGUGCGACCACGCGCUACCAGGCUGCCAACCCCCCCUCGCCCACCAUUGACGCGCUCACGUUUGCCCUGUUCCGUCUUGCCAUCCUCCUCGUCCCGCUCACGUCGGCCGCUCCGACCACUCUGGUUGACGCGCUCGAGCAGAGUGGCAACUCGCAGGCCCGUGCCCUCGGCGCUGGUCUCGUCGCCGCCCUCCUUCUUGCCGAGCGCCUCGCUACUGGCUACAAGGCCUAGAGGGGGUGCGUUCGUUCCACGAGCAGGCGCCGGUCACUGGUGACCCAUCUAUUCACAUCUCGUGUCCACCCUCCCCCUCCCCCAACCCCCUUCUGAAAGUCUCCUUCCUUUCUCUUUUUUGCUUCAUAUCUUUCUUGAUACUCGACUCUAUUGUCUUCUUCCCAACAUCUUUUUGUUUUCCUCUCCUUUGAAUACUCCAUGUAGCUUGGCCGUUGUGUCGCGUUGCAUGUCGAGGUAAUAUGCAUACCCCCUGUUCGAGCUUGA